AUGAGCAAUAUCGAAGCUACUAUAAUAUGUAUAGAUAAUAGUGAUUAUAAUAGAAAUGAAGAUAUAGUCCCUAACAGAUUUUUAUCACAGAUCGAUUGUGUGAAUGUUCUGUGCUGUAAUAAGACGAGCUUACAUUAUAAAAACAAUAUAGGGAUAUUAAUGAUGGCUGGAGAUAAAAUAAAAGUAAAGGUGUCUCUUACAAAUGAUAUUGGUCAAUUACUUUCUUGUAUUCAUGAUAUAAAACUGGAUGGUACGUGUGAUAUAAUAAGAAGUUUAUUAAUAGCCCAGUUAGCUUUAAAGCAUAGAGUAGAUAAGAAUUUAGAACAGAAAAUAAUAUUAUUUAUAGGUAGUCCAUUUAAUGUAAAUGAGAAGCAAUUAAUAAAUACUGGGAAGCAAUUAAAAAAGAAUAAUAUAUCUGUUGAUAUAAUAAGCUUUGGCAAUAUAAAUAAGAAUAGAGAUAAAUUAAUGAUGUUAUUUGAGAGUGUAAAUAAUAAUGAUAAUUGUAGAUUUAUUGAAUGCCCAGAAUAUGAAAAUAAUUUGAGUAAAUUUGUUUUGAAUUCUUUCUUAAAUAAUAAUGAUUUUAAUAUAGGAAAUAUUCAAGAUGAUGAUCAACUUCUUAAUGCUAUGCAGUUAUCACUUGAAGAAAGUCAUAAUAUAGAAAAAAAUAUGAAUAGUAGUAAUAACAUAAACACAGGUGCUAAUAAUAAUCCUAAUAAUAUUACAAGUAAUAAUAAUGACUUGCCAACAAUUGAAGAAAUUGAAAAUAUGAAAGAUAUAGAUAAUGAGUUAAAGGAGGCUUUAAUAUUAUCAUUAAGAGAAUAUACAGAAAAAAAUAAAGUAGAAAAUAAAGACACAACAAGUUGUAACAACAAUAAUAAUGAAAAUAAUAAUGAAAAUAAUAAUAAUAAUAAUAAUAGCAAUAAUAAUAAUAGCAAUAAUAAUAGUAGUAGUUCUUGUGGUGAUAAUAUUAAUUCUCCUAAUUAUUAUAAAAAAGAUGAAAAUUUUGCACUUGUAAAUGAAAGCUAUAAAAAUAAUUUUGAUAAAAAUGAUGAGAAUAAAUUAGAAGAAUCAAAGGAAAAAAAAGAAAAUGAAAGCUAUGAAAAAGUAUUUAAAAUAGAUAAAGAAGAAAAUAUUGAAGAUACAUCCAAAGAUAUUAUUAAUGAAAAUAUUUAUAAGGAUAGAGAACAUAAAGAUGAAAAUAAUAAUAUAAUAAAUAAAGAUGAAGAAAAUGAACAAUCUGCAUCUUCAUUGAUACAAGAUACUAGUUAUAUAUCUAACAUCUUAGGAAAAAUAAAUCCAAAUGUUAAUGUUUUUGACAAAAAUGAAGGAGACAGCGACAAAGAUAAAAAAAAUAAAGAAUAA
Molecule: messenger RNA, 1362 nt
Organism: Plasmodium adleri (nom. inval.)
Lineage: Eukaryota; Apicomplexa; Aconoidasida; Haemosporida; Plasmodiidae
Product: 26S proteasome regulatory subunit RPN10, putative
Exons: 2
Coding region: 1-1362 (453 amino acids)
Biological process (GO): proteasome-mediated ubiquitin-dependent protein catabolic process
Cellular component (GO): proteasome regulatory particle, base subcomplex; cytosol; nucleus
Molecular function (GO): polyubiquitin modification-dependent protein binding
Source: RefSeq, a predicted model, not a curated record